Scomber japonicus (chub mackerel) is the source of this 429-nucleotide messenger RNA. RefSeq names its product immunoglobulin-like and fibronectin type III domain-containing protein 1. Lineage: Eukaryota; Metazoa; Chordata; Actinopteri; Scombriformes; Scombridae. The record is from RefSeq and is a predicted model, not a curated record. The coding region runs from base 1 to 429 and encodes 142 amino acids. The transcript is spliced from 5 exons.
AUGGCUAUUAAUCCAGAUGGAGGUCUCAAUGUUCUCCCUGUUGUGGGCAUCAAGAUAAAGUCGAAAGUGCCUGGUGUUAUGAUUACGCAAUAUGUGGAGGAACUACCAGAGGGAAAGACAACUCCAGAUUUCACCCGCAAACCAAUUGCUCUGACUAUACAAGAGGGUAAAUUAGCAGUUUUUAAAGCCAGAAUUGUGGGCGAACCAACACCUACUGUCACAUGGAGCAGAGCAAAUGGAGAAAUGAAUUUUAAACCUGGUGUGUGCGAACAAAAGUAUGACCCUGCAGGUAAAGAGAAUACCCUUGAGUUUCCAAAGGUGACUCCGGAGGAUGGUGACACCUACAAGUGUUUUGCAGCAAAUGAAUUUGGAAGGGCCGUUUGCACUGUUGUCUUAAACGUUAUUGCAGUCAACAUAAUCAGAAACUAG